UGGUUGCAGGCGGACCCGGUUGCUAAGUUGCUUUUUUUUUCCCCCUCUCUGCCCUGAGAUGACUCAGGAGGAGGUUUCCCCCCCGCAGCCAGAAACGAUUUAACAUGCACUUUGUGUGAAGGGGGGAGCGAAGGAUGAGCAUUGAUUGUAAGGCGGCGGCGGCAGGAGAGGGUUUCUCUGUUCUUUGUUUUGUUGCAAUGUAUCACUUCUGAUGUAAACAGUUACAAUGUAACCUUAGGCCAAGGCUUUGUGAGCGACCCUCUUUGAUACAAGUUAUCAUCCACAGGCCCAGACUGGUUACUUUGAGCUUCUCGUCACUGCCCGAGAACAUCGCAAUUUGGCAUCUGCGAUCGUGUUGGGACAAGACCCGGUAAAGCUGGCCAAAACCCACCGCUUUUUAAUCAGUGACGGGGCGAUUAAUUUGAGUGCAUUUUCUGCCAUCCUGCGACUCAGGUUGCUUUUUAUUGUGCAUUCACGAUGAAUACUUCACGAAGCAGUUCUUCGUUCCUUGGUGAUGGAUUUGAUCUUAGCUUGACUGGCUCUCAGUUAUCCAUAUCUAAACGCCCCAGCAGUGCUUCACCAGCCAAACAGCUAGCACGCUCCACCUCUGUCAUCUCCGAGAACAAGGCCAAAAGGAACACUUUGGUUGAUGCUGGGCUUGGAAAUAUCAGUGGCAGUGGUUCUCAUGCUAUUAACAAUUUACAAAGGUCAAACAGUGCCACGCAGGUCAACCAGCAAGCCAAUGCCACAUUAAGCGAAGAAAGAGCAGGCGAUUUCCUGGCUUUGUUUGAUAGCUCCGCAGAUGGGAGGAAAAAACUGUCCAGCUUGAGCAAGACAUCUCCAGAGAAGAGAACCACUUGGAAUAUUCUGGAUGAAGAGCCCAGAGCUUUUCCAGUUCCUAUCAGUGGUCGCAGUACCAGUACUAUAGAUGUGCCAGUCUUGACUAAAAGGAGGGAGGCAACUGUGCCAUUGGCAGCCAACUUUACAGCCAACAAUCGGAGCAACAAGGGAACUGUUGGGAAUUCUGUCACCACAAUGCUGCACAAUAACUACUCAACUGUUGAUAAACCUUUGACUCCAAAAAGCUCCAACCAGAAAGCAACAUCUCUUAACAACAUGAUUAAGGUGCCAACUAAUGAUGAGAAUAGCUUGGACCAGAACUCCUUUAAGAAGUCACAAAAAAAUCUAUCCAGUAAUAAUGUUGUAACAAGAAACAACACAAGCAUUUUGAAGAAGAAGAAGGAGGUGACUGAGGAGGAAGCGGAAAGAAUCCGAUACUUAAAUCUUAAUGGUAAAAUGGAUUUUACUCAACUGCUCCAGAACGAUAAUCCAGAUAUCGCUCAUCCCGAUUUCGGAUUCAUACAACAUGUGAACCAUGCGGCAAUCACCAUUCAGCGCUGGUAUAGACGUCAUUCCCAGAGACGCAGAGCAAGCCAAGCUGCACUCAAGCGACUGCUUACUACUAAAAAACAGGAGAAAGAGCAAGACAUGCGAGCUGACAGUGUCCAAGAGCACCAGAGGAAAAAGUGCGAGGAAAGGAGGAAGAUUCGAGAAGAGAAAGCUCGACAAGCUAGGAAGGCAGCCAUAGAGGAGCUUCAGCAGAAACGCGCUGAAAAAGCAGCUGAAGAUAAAAGAAUUAGUGAGGAAGAAGUUACUGUGCUUCAACAAAAGGGGAAGAUUGCUAAAAGAAAGACUAUCAAGUCUGUGCCUGUAAAUAACACAAGUCCAGUCCACAGUCAAGUCAAACCUAAAAAUUCAGGUCCAGAAAUGCAUUCUAACCAGAGAACUGAAAGCUCUCCUGGAUCUUGUGUAAAGACAGAAGAACUACAGAACCAACCACAGGAUGUGACUGAGAGAGAGAUGCCAGUGGAGGAGCAGGAGAUAAUAACAACAAACCUGAGCCAGUCUAAAACAACACUGAAUGAUGUGCUCGACACACUCAAGCUACUGGAGGAAGAACCUAAAUUACUCCCAGAGCCAAAGGCCUAUAAAAAGGAUAAAUAUGCUUGGAUAGAUGAGGAUUGUGACUCCACAUCCCUGACGGCAGAUAACCUGGAGAAGCUGGGGAAAAUCGAGCCGGCUUCGGGCUUGCCAAACGAUGGCUCUCUGCUGUCUGAAGCAAAGCUCCAAAGCAUUAUGAGUUUCCUGGAUGAGAUGGAGAAGUCCGAACAGGAGCGGCCAAGGUCUUGUUCCUCAACAGCGCCCAAAGAGGUUCUGCUUUCUGAAGAAGAAUUGUCUCACCUGGAACAAGCUUCAGUCAUGGCAACCGAGGUGACGAGCUCAAUGAUCAGAUUAAAACUGGAAUUUGAGGAAAAGAAACGUGCCAUUGCCAUGUUACAGACUGCUUUGACCCAGCAAAAAGAAUUAACUGUUCGCCACAUGAAGGAGACUGAAAAGGAAAUGAGCCAUCGAUUAAAAAUGCAGAAGGACCAGUAUGAAUCAACCAUUCAACGGCAUCUGGCGUUUAUUGAUCAGCUGAUAGAUGACAAGAAGGCAUUAAAUGCAAAGUGUGAAUCUAUGGUAAAUGAACUGAAGCAGGUGGACCAGAAAUACACUAAGAAAAUACAACAGAUGCAAGAUCAGCAUGAAAUGGAGAUCAAGAAGCUGAAAGAAAUAAUGAGUGCGACAGAAAAAAUGCGGCGAGAGAAAUGGAUAGAUGAGAAAACAAAGAAAAUUAAAGAGAUUACUGUAAAAGGUUUGGAACCCGAGAUUCAGAAGCUAAUAGCUAAACACAAACAGGAGCUCAAGAAGCUAAAAGCUUUGCACGAGGCUGAACUUCUGCAGUCUGACGAGCGUGCAGCUCAGAGGUACAUCAAACAGACUGAAGAGCUGAGGGGACAGCUGGAGAGGGAGAAGGAAGACCUGUGCCAGAGGGAGCGGGACCUCGCCAGACAGAGGUAUGAGAAACAGCUUGAACAAGAGGAGCAAGCUAUCCAACAACAGCGAAGGAGACUGUAUGCUGAGGUGGCUGAAGAGAAGGAACGUCUCAACCAGCUAGCAGCUCGGCAACGAGCUGAGUUGGAUGAACUGCGACGACAGCUGGAGGAUAGUUCUUCCCUUGUAACCAAAGCCCUAAAAGAUGAAUUUGAAAAGGCAAAGGAAGAGCAAGAAAGACGCCACCAGGCAGAAAUUCAAUCCUUGAAAGAAAGACUAGAAAUUGAGAAACAUGCCUGGGAAGAAAAUUACAUGAAAAAACAGGAGGCGUGGUUACUUACCCGUGAACGAGGAUUGAAAGAGGAGGUCCGUAAAGGACGAGACAAGGAGAUCGAGCUUGUUAUCCAGCGCCUGGAGGAGGAAGUCAGAGUUUCUAAGCAUGAGUGUGAGAGGGUAGCUGAAAAUACGAUUAAGCAUGUUCGUAACAAAUAUGAAGCUGAGCAGAGGGAGCUGGAGCGCUCAGAACGCAAUCUGCAGGAAAGAUGCAAUGAACUCAAGGCACGGCUGAUGGAUGCGGAGGGGGAGACUAUCCGGUUCAAGGGAUUAUUCAGAUAUAAAGAACAAGAAAUAGAAGAUAUAAGAAAGAUCAAUGACAGACUUACAGAAGAGAGAAACAGUUUAGCAGAAGUCAUUCGUCAGGAGUUUGCAGAUCGGCUGGUUAGCACCGAGGAAGAAAACAAACGGUUUAAGACAGAGAUGUCUGAGAUGAGAGCACGUCAUCGCUUGGAAGUAGAACGAAUCACUAAGGAAAAGGAGGAAGAGCUGGAGGAGGUCCAUAAAAGAGUAAAAGUAGCAAUAGUAAAGAAAGAAGAAGCGGUGAAUAGUCUCCGAAGACAAUAUGAAGCAGCACAUAAAAGAGCAGAUCAUCUUGAAGCCCUUCUUGAGCAACAGAGAAAGCAACUCCUUGGCAAAUGAACAUGUAGGCCAAUAAAGCAGAGACCAUUGCGUUCCCAGAGACCAUAAGUAUCACACUAGGAAUAUUCACGCCAUCGAGUUGCAUAUAUGAUGUGCACAAGUGUGAUCCAAUUGCGCAAACGCCAGCAUAAUAACAUUAAUUUAAUGUUUGUUUUUGAUCAAUAAUCUCACUGUGGUUCAGCUGUCCAACUCGAACAUUUGAGCUAAAUAGUCUUUUUAAAAGAAAUGUUUUUUAUUUUUCUACAUUAAGUACUGUAAUAUUUUCCCAAAUUGCAGUCCUUGUUUUGUAUGUUAGCUGUAAUGUGUAGCAUGAUGGAAUUUAUAAAAUGUUUCAAUUAGUUUCAUUAUUUUGCAGCAUCUCUUGUAAUUAAAUGACUCAUUUCUUCAA
Carcharodon carcharias (great white shark) is the source of this 4237-nucleotide messenger RNA. It is a transcript of the gene cep131, whose product is annotated as centrosomal protein 131. Bases 478 to 3849 code for a protein of 1123 amino acids. Gene Ontology annotation, biological process: cilium assembly; intraciliary transport involved in cilium assembly; regulation of centrosome duplication. The record is from RefSeq and is a predicted model, not a curated record. Gene Ontology annotation, cellular component: centriolar satellite. The transcript has 27 exons. NCBI's taxonomy places the organism in Eukaryota, Metazoa, Chordata, Chondrichthyes, Lamniformes, Lamnidae.